ACUGCUUAACGGCUGCGGCUGUUCACAUCAUGUGCUCGUGCAGCGCAACUAUAUAAGCUCGAGCCACAAAGACUGCAAUUGGGACAUUGCCGUAAAUAUCCAGUGUACCUGUGCUCACGCGUGUCGUGAAUCUUUCCGCACGUUCAUUGCCUUUUUCAGUGGGUGUUUAUUUUUGGAGUGACUUUGCGGUCCAUGUGGUGAAGAUUUGUAGUCUAGCCCUCGGAGAGUAAACAUCCCUCGCGGCCUACAGGGCCAAACAAUUUCAAGGGUGUGACGAUUUCUGACCUCUCUACUCUGGCUGUAUGCACAAAGUUGAACCACUUGUCUUCAAAACUCUCUCACUCAGUUCUUGAAUUCGCACUGCAGCUGCAGUGCGGGUGCACUUGCUUUAAUUACAUGCCACCGGACAGGAAUCUCCCGUAGCCCAGGCCUAUUUGGUGUGUUUUAUUUUCUCUACAUAGGCCUAUAGAGGACUACCCACCGUACCGACCAAGUUAAUUAGCCCGCUGUCUAUACUCCUGGAACAGAGUGGCAGACAUGGCAGAGAAACCGACUGAUUUUGGUCCCCUGGUUGGAGCAAUAGAUCAAGGCACAAGCAGCACAAGGUUUCUGGUGUUUGCUAGUAAGACUUCAGAGCUUCUCAGCUUCCACCAAGUUGAAGUCAAACAGUCUUUUCCCAAAGAAGGAUGGGUGGAGGAGGACCCCAACGAGAUCUUGGCCACCUGCUACGAGUGCUUCGAGCGGGUCGUGGAGAACCUUCGCAACAUGAACAUCGACCCGGCCAACAUCAAGGCCGUCGGGAUCGCCAACCAGCGAGAGACUACUGUCGUCUGGGAUCGGGUGACUGGUCAGCCACUCUAUCCCGCGAUAAUUUGGCUGGACACACGCACUGGGACUACGGUGCAGAAUUUGGUAGCAAAGACACCAGGUCAGAACAAGGAUCAUUUGCAGCCGCUCUGUGGACUGCCACUCUCCACGUACUUCAGUGCAGUGAAGCUGCGUUGGAUCCUGGACAACUGCACCGACGUGAGGGCGGCCGUGGCGGAGAACAGGUGUUGCUUUGGUACGGUUGAUUCAUGGCUGAUGUGGAACUUUACAGGUGGCAAGGAGAGGGGCCUGCACGUCACCGACGUGACCAAUGCUAGUCGCACCAUGUUGAUGAACAUCAACACAUUGCAGUGGGAUGACAAACUAUGCAGCUUUUUCGACAUUCCAAAAUCUGUUCUUCCGGAGAUCCGCAGCUCUGCAGAGGUGUACGGCCACAUGAGCUCAGGCGCUCUGAAAGGAGUGCCGAUAUCUGGGAUUCUGGGCGAUCAGCAGGCAGCACUUGUCGGCCAGACCUGCCUGAAGAAAGGCAUGGCCAAGAACACAUACGGCACAGGAUGCUUUCUGCUGUACAACACAGGAGAGGAGCCUGUCCUCUCAAAGAAUGGUCUUCUGACAACAGUUGCCUACAAACUCGGCAAGGAAGCACCAGUUGUGUAUGCACUGGAGGGCUCCGUUGCCAUCACCGGGGCUGCAGUACGCUGGCUGAGGGACAAUCUUGGAAUCAUCAAAGAAGCCAAAGACAUCGAGCCACUUGCUGCUAGUGUAGACAACUGUGGAGGUGUGUAUUUUGUUCCGGCAUUUUCUGGCUUGUAUGCACCCUACUGGCAGACUGAUGCUCGAGGAAUCAUCUGUGGUCUGACCCAGUUCAGCACCAAGGCCCACAUUGCCAGGGCAACGCUGGAGGCAGUCUGCUUCCAAACCAAAGAGCUGCUAGAAGCCAUGGACCAGGAUUCUGGCAUCCCAUUGGUCAGACUGCAAGUAGACGGUGGAAUGACAGCCAAUCAGCUUCUCAUGCAGCUGCAAGCAGAUCUGCUGAACAUCCCUGUUGUUCGUCCAUCCAUGCCGGAGACCACUGCCCUGGGAGCAGCCAUGGCAGCCGGACAUGCCGUUGGGGUGUGGAGCCUGGCAAUGGAAGACCUAACUGCCAUCACCACGGAUACCUACUCUCCAUCCAUCUCAGAAGAUGAUUGCAGUGCUCGUUAUAGUAAGUGGAAGCUGGCCGUGCAGAAGUCCAUGCACUGGGAAGGUGGCGAGACAGCAGCGACUCAGGGUGGUCUCCUGGCAAGCCUACCGCCAGCCUUCUACCUGAUGGCAACCUUUGGCAUGCUGUGCUUGUCCAAAGUCCUUGCUUCAUCAAGAACGUGACAGACAAAGUGGUGUGGAGUCUCACCCUGGGAACCCUCUACCCGUUUGACGUGGGUUUAACUUUUUUCAACUCCCCUCAAACGUACUGUUAAUGCUUGUGGCAGACAGAAGGAUCAUUGGAUUCACCCUGAAUUUUUAAUUGAGUACAUUUUAGGGCCUGUUUGUUUCAUGCAGAUUUGGAGCACGAUUAGUGAUCCGACGUUGGUUCACUGUAACCAGAAACCACCUAAUGGAUGGAGCCAACCAGUGAUGGGAUCGCUGAUUGAGAUCCAGAUCCGUUUGAAACCACCAGGUCCAUAGAAGGUCUGUUGAAUUUAGGAAGUCAAAUGCUUUCUUGCCGUUGGUUUACUACUGCUCUUCCCGAUUCUUCCACACUCUUUAGCAUUUACAUCAAGUAAACGACACCUUAAGAGCCAGGAAUCCUAUAAACUAAUUUGGCGACCGACAUUGGAAUCCAUUACUGCAGUGGCACCAUGCUUGUGGGAAGGUGUUACAGGCGUCCUGAAUGCCUCUUUCAACCACUGGGGGCACUCUGGCAUUUCAGAGUGCAUGUGUCAGGAUCUUAGAGCGCGCAUGUGGGAAUGGUGCCACUGUAGGUAUGGUGUCUCCUUUCGUCUAUCUGACAAACAUGUUAAUGUCUAUGAGCUUGUAUUGCGUAGGUUGGUCCUUUCGGAUCUCAUGGCUGCAUACCUCUUGGUGCUGUCACGGUUCUGUAGAAGGCUAAAAAUGGUAUACCUCAGUUUGGUUUUGGAUAUUCUUAUGUUGCAUGUAUUCUUAUAUUAAAAAGACAGUAGCAGUAUUACUGUAUUCAUUUGCAUGUUUGUAUCAGUUAACAUUUUGCUGUCAAUUUUACUAGAGAUUUCAGUAAAUGUAUAUCUCUAGAUUAUUCUCUGUUGUGCUGUCAAUCAGAGCCUGAGGAAAUUUGCGAUCACGAGACACACCCAACUUAUUUUUUGACUUCAAUUUUUGUUGACUUUUAAGUUGUUAUUGCUGGACCAGACUUGAGCCAUUACAAAAGAUGUGACUGCUGCGGGAUAUUAUACCCAGAAUAGUAGGUGAUAUCCCUUAAGACCAUCAAAAGACCCCACAAGACCUCGAGUCUGAAUUCAAGACACAGCGGGUAAUCAUAUUGCAAAAGCAUUCCUUUGCAUCCUGUUACUUUUGUCCUGUUUUGCGACUGUUCUUGGUUAAGACUGGUGAUGUGAGUGGUCUUGCGACUACUCUUUUGACCGCUCAGUGCCUGGUCUUUUUGUCCGGUCUUGUGCCUGGUCUAGUAACUGGUGUAGUGACUGAUUUUGUGACUGAUCUUGUCAGCUGAACUGACUUUUUACACAAAACAAUUUCUUGGUUGGCACAUGUAAAUUCACACAAAACAGCGUGGUACACACUCCAUUUAAUACAUGAUGCAACCCACGCCGCGUACACACUGGGCCUUGUUUAUGACAAGGCCAAAUGAUCCCCUUCUACUUUAUUAUAGAGUUUCCCAGCCAAUUUCGGAAAAUGUGUCAAUGAAUAAGUAAUAGCAGCAUUUGUCUUUGAGCGGAAUAGAACGAACGUUCAAAUCCCNCGUUUCUAUUUAAAAAAUAUCAAACCUGUUUUAUCGAGAAUGCAUUCAGUCGUAUGGAAUCAGCUUCCAAUUUCCUGAUUUGCGCUGGUUUAGUAUAUUGAUAUUCUUUUUUGCGGGAAACGGAAUGCACCUCUGCAAUCCUGUAUUCAUCUUAAUUUGAACUCAUGCUAUUUUGCAAAAUAUGCUGGCGAUUUCGCCUGUGUGUUAUUUCAGGAAUGCCUGGUCAAGAAUUAGAAUUCGUUUGUGUGCCAACAGAAGUUACAUUCUUAGAAGUGUUUAGUUGAUUGGUUAAAUAUUUGAAUAUUCAUGAUUGAAAUAAACCAAUCAUGCUGCCAUUGGAAACUACCAAUUAUUGCAGGAAACCCAUAAACACCGGCGCUGAGGGAACCUUCUUUCUUGUGCUGCGUUUCAAUCAUACAGACUUUUUUAUUUUUUUUUUUUACAGUUUGAUAACAAACGCGCUGUAAGUGAGUAACAUGACAUAUUUUGUUAAAGUGGUGUUGUGAUUUGUGCAACCUUGUAUAUACAUUUUAAUCAAAUUGAACGUAUAUUUUGCAGUUUUAAAUUAUAGCAAAUAUAAAUGAAUACUCACUUCCGAAGGGUCACGGUACAAGACAGAUUUCCACCGAAUAAGUUGGUGUAAUUGGCAAGGAAUACGUCAAUCCGAAAUCCAAGUCAUGUAUUUUUAACCUCUUUAAUGAAACAUAAUGCACGUUCAUUUAUUUGAAGGAUGCAAAACGAAAAGGAAACCAGGUUUUAAGUUGUUUUCAAAAUCUACGCUAAAUUGAAAUAUUAUUUUACAAAUUAGACCGCGCAUUUGCCGAAAUUGGCAGGGAAAAUAUAAUGCACGUAACCAUAAAACGUCAUAUAUAUACAUGUAGGUACCAAGCACCACUGACAUACAAAUAUACUGAGUAUGUUAGAGUAGUUCAUGCGUAUAACUAAGUAGUGGAAUACGUAUAAUUAUGUAAAAGUUGAUUUUUCCUUCACCUGUCACAAAGUUUAGUUGACAUUUAUGUUUUUGUUAAAAGAUGUUUCCAAAUAAAUUGUACCACAGAGCAGUCUUUUCCCACA
Molecule: messenger RNA, 4834 nt
Organism: Acanthaster planci (crown-of-thorns starfish)
Lineage: Eukaryota; Metazoa; Echinodermata; Asteroidea; Valvatida; Acanthasteridae
Product: glycerol kinase-like
Biological process (GO): phosphorylation; triglyceride metabolic process; glycerol metabolic process
Cellular component (GO): mitochondrion
Molecular function (GO): glycerol kinase activity
Source: RefSeq, a predicted model, not a curated record